AUGGCAAGAAUAGCAAAAGUGGUCAAGAUCUCAGAACAAGAGCUAGACCAAGUGAAGCAAAAUAGGAAUGGGAUGGUAGGGAUACCAAGGAAGCGCUUAGAGGAGAAGGCAAAAGCUUUGGCAAAUCAAGGGGAGUGGACCUCGUUCAUUGACAUAUUAGCACUGUUGGUGUUUGGGACUAUACUAUUUCCGAAUGUAGACGGGCUAGUGGAUCUAGCAGCGAUCGACGCCUUUCUUGCUUAUCGCCACAGCAAGGAAAGCCCGGUCAUCGCUGCUUUGGCGGAUGCAUAUGAUACAUUCGACUUGAGGUGCGAGAAGAGUAGUGCGAGAAUUGUCUAUUGUACGCCUGCUCUUUAUGUAUGGUUGGUAUCCCACGUUUUUCAUCAUGAAGGUAGACCUGUUUGUCCCCUACAAGGUCAUCAUGUGUGUUCCAAAAAGGGUAAAGCAAAUUGGGAAGAACUCUUGGCAGGCAUGACAAAAGCGUCCAUUAGUUGGUUCCCACGGUGGAAAGAAGGAGAGGCAGGAGUGUUAUGCUCAUGUGAAGGAUUCCCAAAUGUCCCUUUGAUGGGGACGAGAGGUUGUAUUAACUAUAAUCCCAUGUUGGCCAUAAGACAGUUAGGCUACCCUAUGAGAGGUGCACCAUCGGAGAAAGUCAUCACACCUUUCAUCACGGGAGGCUUCAAUGAAGCUAAUGCAAAGAUACUUCAGAAAAUCUCUAAAGCAUGGAAUAGAGUGGGAAGAAAAGAUAAGGAGCUUAGAGGAAGUAGCAAUGACGUCAUCAACGGCUAUCACAAGUGGUUGAAGUCUAGAACACAAGGGAUAACUUGGCUCCCAAAGCUAAAAAGUUUAAGUAGGAAAGAGGCUGAAAUUCCUGAGGAAAGUGAAAAAGUGCAGGCUUUGAAGGCAGAGCUCGAAGGUGAAAGAGAAGUUGAAGACGACAGUCACUAG
Messenger RNA from Glycine soja, 948 nucleotides. RefSeq lists its product as uncharacterized. Bases 1 to 948 code for a protein of 315 amino acids. Lineage: Eukaryota; Viridiplantae; Streptophyta; Magnoliopsida; Fabales; Fabaceae. The transcript has a single exon. The record is from RefSeq and is a predicted model, not a curated record.